AUGGAAGCACAGCUGUUUGUUUCCGCCUCUGCCGCUGCAUGAGGUGGAACGUCUCGUUGCUGGCUGCGGAGGGCCUCCUCGUCGGGGCAACGGGGUGGUCGUCCUGCAACCCCCUCGCGUUCUCUCCUCCUUGCGAAGCCUGCGCGAGCUUCAGGCGUCCUCGAGCGAGCCGUCAUCAGGCGGAGCGAAAAAAGCAGCAGCAGCAGCAGCAGCAGCAGCAUCAACAUCGGCGUGUUGAGUUCAAAGGAUUUCGUCGAAGAAGGGUGUUGCAAACCACCAUGGCUGCCGCGGCCGGCGACCGCGGCGGGGGGGACUGCGGCGAUCGUCCGAGCAAGUACUAUAACAAGGACGCUUGGCAGCGGAGAGCGAGCAGAGCGAUGAAAUACGUCUCCAUGCCGAUCGUGAAAAUGGCCGGGCAACCCAGAGAGCAGAUCAUGAUUGCAAUGCCUUUCCCGGCGGCUAACGCCACAGUACAUUUUACGUUCGACACUCUUCGACGAACGACGCUCAUCACGCCCACGGCGAAAGACGCAUUGGGGGUGUUGGAAGGGCCUGGGAUUGGGGGGCAGCCGGAUUUCGGGGCGUGCGUCGAACUGCCAGCUGCGCGGAUAGGGCACGAGCACGGGGACCACUAUCUCUUGGUUAUGGAUGCUGUGGUGGCCAAUAGCGAGCAGGCAAACGUGGUGAAGGUGUUGGGCCCGAACACGGGUGGUGUGCUGGGGCUGGAUUUUUUGAACAGGUACGACCUCGACCUCAACUUCGAGACGAACGAGGCGAGGUUUUACGUGGCAGGCGCUGUCGACCAGGGGUUGGUGGACACGUCGUUGUUGGAGGGGCUCAAGUGCGGAAGCCUGCCGGGGGGAAAGCUCGCCAUCAAGAUGGAGCUGAACGGCGGAGGUCCCUUCACGGGGGUGUUGGACCUUGCCUCGUCAACAACCGUCGGAAACUGGCUGGCUGCGCGAGAUCUGGACGUGACUUCCAUGGCGUCAGGGCAGAGCAGCAGCUAUCCCCAAGAGACCGGGCGACCGCUCCCUCUCAUGUGUGCCCAAUUUGACACGAUUCAGUUGGGCCACGUUUUGCUGGCGUCCGUCGUGGACGCCAAGACCGCGAGAGAGGGAAGGCUGGCGGUGUACGUAGGACACCUGCCCGUGUUCGACUCGAUCGCGAGGGACAUCUCGAUCCGCGAGCCGCGAAGCAGGCAGCUGGCGCUGGUCGGGCAGGACCUCAUCGGGCACACCCGCAUCGUUCUCUCCUGUCGAUCGAAGCGCCUGUACUUCGCCCCGCUGGAGGCGAACGACAUUUGGGCGGGGCAGGUCGUGUGAAUUGAGUUGUUGAUCCCAUUUUUUCGACCGAUCCUGUUUCAAGAGAGGUUUGUUUUGUCGUUUGCUGUUUUUGUUCCGUAACGUGAGUUGGGUGAGUGGCUCGGUGUUGCUGUUUUUUUUACCCGAUCAAGCCUUCCUUCCGGUGGCUUCCGAGGUCGGGCUGCUGCUGCUGCUCUCUUGUUCAAAUUAGUAGCGCAAACCCUUGAAUGGCGAUUGGUUCUUCAUUUGAACGAUAUGUAAUUGCGACUGUGUGUAGACCAUGUUACUCGUUUCGUGUAAAUGCGGACGCAGGGUUGCGUGUUUGGUGGUUGGAUGUGUGCGGGGAAGUGCAGAAUUGUGUCACGCGUUGUCGAGGUGACGGCGGAGCGCGCAUAUGUGCACUGCUGUAGAUGCGGGAAGUGUUGAGCUCUGUGUACACCAUGAGCGCGGACGAUUGAAGGUUGGUAUCAGAUGUACAAAGAAAGACAAACCUCUAGGGUUUGCAUACAGUGGGAAGAGUGGAUGGAUGGGCGUUUCCUUCCAUUUUCCCGGCGUCUUGGCGGUACUGCCGUUACACUCUUGUCUACGCUGCAUUCGGCAGCUGGCAAAAAGGUUGGCCGUUUCGUCGUUAAUUGAGACAGGAGGAGGCAAUGACUGCCUCGGCCGUAAUGACGAGGCCAGAUCAUAGAGUACCUUUGUUAUGACAUACCUGCUCGAAUCGGUUGUCGAGAUGUUAAUUAAUUAAAAGGUUCGACACUGAGGUGCUUUGGUUCGACGGUGUUCAGACUACCGAGACUGAUUAAUGCGCCGCGUUUCAAUUGUCAGGGAAGCAGGGAAGCGAUACAAUUUCUGCAGCGU
Messenger RNA from Ectocarpus sp. CCAP 1310/34, 2159 nucleotides. The record is from the annotation of a GenBank genome assembly. NCBI's taxonomy places the organism in Eukaryota, Phaeophyceae, Ectocarpales, Ectocarpaceae.